Molecule: messenger RNA, 4074 nt
Organism: Mauremys reevesii (Reeves's turtle)
Lineage: Eukaryota; Metazoa; Chordata; Testudines; Geoemydidae
Gene: FILIP1L
Product: filamin A interacting protein 1 like
Exons: 5
Coding region: 164-3544 (1126 amino acids)
Source: RefSeq, a predicted model, not a curated record
GAUGGGGACAAAGUUCCUAAGUGCCUCCCCACUCACAACAGCAGUCCUGGGUACAACUGGCACUCCUGCAUCUAGAAAAUGCCCAUAAUUCCAUUGUCACAUCUACAAGCUGAGGGAGCAGAGGACCCAGACUCAAUGCUUAACCAGCUCCAGGGACAUACACAUGCGCUCCAGAAGUAACAGCACAGAAAGUCCAACCAAAUCCAAACAGUGCCAGCAAAAGAUAAGAGGCCACCAUAAGGAAGAUACUCCUUAUGCUGGGAGAGUAAACAUGAAAAGGGGACAAAAGGAGAAAGAAACCUGCACCAUCCAAAGAAGCCCUGAAUCUGAGAAAAAACAAAAAAGAUAUUCCAGGAAAGGAGAGGACCUCUCUCGAGAUGACCUGCUAUUUCUUCUUAGUGUGCUUGAGGGUGAAUUACAGGCUCAAGAUGAAGUCAUAGGAGUUCUUAAGGCUGAAAAAAUUGACCUGGCUUUGCUUGAAGCACAAUAUGGCUUUGUUACUCCAAAAAAGGUAUUAGAGGCGCUCCAGCGAGAUGCUAUUCAAACCAAGGCUGCACAAUGGCAAGAGGAUAUAUAUGAAAAGCCGAUGGGAGAGCUUGACAAACUUGUUGAGAAACAGAAAGAAACUCAUAAACGAAUGCUGGAGCAGCUUUUAAUGGCAGAAAAAUCACACAGACAGACUCUGUAUGAGCUAGAGGAUGAGAAAAGGAAGCAUACAGAGUAUAUGGAAAAAAGUGAUGAAUUUACAAAUUUACUGGAACAAGAACGAGAAAGAUUGAAAAAGCUGAUUGACCAAGAAACAGCGUAUCAGGCAAAAAAAGAGAAGGAAAACAACAAGAAAAUAACCAAAUUGAAAGAAGAACUGACAAAACUGAAAUCAUUUGCUUUAAUGGUGGUGGAUGAACAGCAAAGACUUACAGAACAGUUGAACCAACAAAGUCAAAAAAUCCAAGAGCUCAUCAUUACUGCAGAGCAAGUACACGAGAAACUCACCAUUGCGGAAGCAAAAGCAGAAGAAGAGAAGCAGAAAGCCAUCAGGCUGGAAGCAGAAUUGCAAGCGCAAACCAAUAAGAUUUCCCAAGAACAAGAAACAAUGAUGGCCAAACUAACCAAUGAGGACAGCCAGAAUCGCCAGCUCAGGAUAAAAUUAACAGCACUCACGCGACAAAUUGAUGAAUUAGAGGAGACUAAUAAAUCUUUACGAAAAGCAGAGGAAGAACUGCAAGACAUAAGGGAAAAAAUAAAUAAAGGAGAAUGUGGAAAUUCCACCCUUAUGUCUGAAGUAGAAGAAUUACGGAAACGUGUCCUGGAAAUGGAAGGUAAAGAUGAAGAGCUCAUAAAAAUAGAAGAUCAGUGUAGAGAGCUUAAUAAAAAAUUAGAAAAAGAAGCAGCACAAAACAAGAACUUUAAAGCAGAAGUUGACAAACUCAACAAAAGAAUUAUGGAGCUGGAGAAAUUAGAAGAUGCUUUCAAUAAGAGCAAACAAGAAUGUUAUGCUCUGAAAUGCAAUCUCGAAAAAGAAAAAAUGUUAACAAAGCAAUUGUCUCUGGAGUUGGAAGGCUUAAAAGCUAGAAUUGGAGAGCUUGAAGCCACUGAAAUCAAGUUAGAAAAAACAGAAUUCACACUCAAGGAAGAUUUAACUAAACUGAAAACAUUAACGGUCAUGCUUGUGGAUGAAAGAAAGACAAUGAGUGGAAAAAUAAAGCAAACAGAAGAAAAGUUACAAUCUGCAACUUCCCAGCUUCAGGUGGAGCAAAAGAAAGUGAUGUCAGUUACAGAAAAACUAAUUGAGGAAAGUAAAAAGGCACUGAAAUCAAAAUCUGAUGCAGAGGAAAAAAUGUCCAGUGUAACAAAGGAACGAGAUGAACUGAAAAACAAACUUAAAGCAGAGGAAGAGAAAGGAAAUGAUCUCUUUUCCAAGGUAAAUAUUCUAAGGAAAAGGCUUCAGUCACUAGAAGCCACUGAAAAAGAGUUUCUUAAAAAUAAACUCAAAGAGACAACUAAAUCAAGCACAUCCUUACAGCAGGAGAACAACAAGAUUAAAGAACUUGCUCAAGAAGUUGAGAGGCUGAAAAAUAAGCUGAAAGAAAUGAAGGCCAUAGAGGAUGAUCUCAUGAAAACUGAAGAUGAGUUUGAGUCUCUAGAGCGAAGAUACAUCAAUGAACGAGACAAAGCUACAUUUCUAUCAGAAGAACUGGAGGGUGUGAAAAUGGAACUGGCUAAGUAUAAAUUAGUAGAGAAGGCCGAGUCCAACCAAGAACAGUGGCUUUUCAAAAAACUUAAAGAAGAAGAAGCAAAGUCAGGGCACCUGUCUAGAGAGGUAGAUGCAUUGAAAGAGAAAAUUCACGAGUACAUGGCAACAGAAGACCUAAUAUGUCAUCUACGGGGUGAUCAUAUGGUCCUUCAGAAGAAAUUCACCCAGCAAGAAAAGAAAAACAGAGAGUUAGCAAGAGAAAUUGAUAGCCUUACCAAAGAAUUAGAGAGAUACAGACGUUUCAGUAAGAGCCUUAGACCGAGUCUUAAUGGAAGGAGAAUUUCUGACUUGCAGGUUCUCUCUAAAGAAGUCCAGACAGAUCCAGCAGACAAUGAACCACCUGAUUACAAGAGCCUUGUUCCUUUAGAACGAGCAGUCAUAAAUGGGCAAUUGUACGAAGAGAGUGAUAAUGAAGACGAAAACAAUGAUGAGGAGCAAACAGUGUCUUUCAAAUGCAAUUCAUCCAUUGCAAAUGCAGUAAACAAAAAGUUAUGGAUCCCAUGGAUGAAGUCCAAAGAAAGCCAUUCUCAAAAUGGAAAAAUUCAUGACAAACAGAAUGGAAAUUGUGCACAGCCACGAGACUUAGUUCUAAGUCAUACACCUGGUCAACCUCUUCAUAUAAAGGUUACACCAGACCAUGGACAAAACACAGCUACCCUUGAAAUAACAAGCCCUACUACAGACAGUCCUCACUCUUACACUAGUACAGCAGUUAUACCCAACUGUGGCACACCAAAGCAAAGAAUAACCAUUAUUCAAAAUACUUCUUUAACGCCUUUAAAAUCAAAAAUAGCUGACGGUUACAUGAGUCCAGAGCAAGCCAUGCCACCUAUCACAUUGGCUACUUUUGCAAGAUCUCAAACUCCUGAAUCAUGUGGCUCAAUAACUCCAGAAAGGACAAUGUCUCCGUUGGCUCUGACAGGUUCUUCAAGUUCUCCAGAACAAAUGCUUUCUCCAGAGCCUUUGGAAAUAGGUGCCAAGCAUACUCUUUUUAGAGUAUCCCCAGACAGGCAAUCAUCAUGGCACUUUCAAAGAUCUAACAGCACUGGUUCAAGUGUAAUAACUACUGAGGAUAAUAAAAUCCAUAUUCAUUUAGGAAGUCCUUAUGUUCAGGCUCUUGCUAAUUCAGCAAAACCUUGUACUCCAGUUCAGGAUAACAGAACUCCAGCACUAACUAAUGGAACACCCAGUAAGCCUACUAGUAAAAUCACAAGCAGUAUCACAAUCACACCAACAGCCACUCCUCUCCCACGGCAAUCACAAAUUACAGUAAGUAAUGUCUAUAACUGAUCCCCAUCCAUGCUGACUCCCUUACCAACAACCCAUCUUAUUUUUCAUCCCAGCAAGAAUAAUUUGGAACACCCCCUUUAUUUUGGGAGAGAUCUGUGCAUGAACUGUACAAUGCUAUUUGGGACUAACGUUAAGUUUUGCCUGCUUAGUCAUAUCAAGUGUGCACUUACUGUAUAUCUUUUCACUGAAAUAUCUUUAUGUAAAAUAUUUAGUCUUCCACUUGUAUAAAUGCAUCUUUAUGUAUUUCCAUUUUCCAUAACUCACAUUAUUUUUGACUGCAAGGUGUAUUGGUGAAAUAUUUUAACAUUACAAAACAGUAAAUAAUUGGUUGUUUUUACCAUUGCUUGCAGAAUUAUUUGUUCUUUUGGUGUGUGGGUGUGUGCGCGCAUUUUGUAUUUUUGCAUGUAUGACAGACUUUUAUUUUAAUCCCUGAAAUGCCUGCUAAAUACAGAUAAGAAUGGUUCCAUUACCUUCCUUCUAUUCUCCAAUGUUUCCUAGCCUUAUUACUCAAAUUGUUAUUUUUAGAUCAA